UGCAUUUAAAGGAACACGCCCACAUUUUGGGAAAUUAGCUUAUUCACCGUAUCCCCCAGAGUUAGAUAAGUCCAUACAUACCUCUCUCAUCUCCGUGCGUGCUGUAACUCUGUCUGACGCAGCCCCCGCUAGCUUAGCUUAGCACAAAGACUGGAAAUGCAUGGCUCCAGCUAGCAAACUGCUCCCAAAAAGUGACAAAAUAACGCGGACAUUUUCCUAUUUAUGUGUUGUAAUUUGUAUAGUCACAUCGUGUACAAAUAACAAGCUCGUAUGAGACACGGACAUCUUUUAGUCGUAUAUUGCUGGGAACUAUAUAUUCUCAGGCGCAGCGCUGCUGCUGGGGCGGAGUGAUUUGCUCGCAGCACCUGAGUGAGACCCGUUGUUAGUUCCGUCAACAAUUCUAACGUGACUGGAUAUCAUGGCGGAUUAUGAGGAAUUGUCAGAGUAUUUUUACUUGGUAUCACACCAAGAUCCAGAACCGUAUCGUUUUGAGCCGGAAUACACUGACGAGGAGUUACAAACUUUGGAAGCUGAUAGACAAGUUGUCGAACAGACUGAGGUCGAGGGGAGAAUCAGAACGAACACGAACUGGUGGUGUAAAUGUGGAACAUGCCAACCUAUGAUGACAGAAGCCGAGUGCCUUUGUUGUUGUGAAUGGGACCAGGUAUUGCCAUCGAUGGCGAGGCUUGAUGAAGAUGAAAAUAUUUGCGUCACUACCACGCAGGAUUUCUCUGCCCUAAUACACCCGGCAGUUGUCGAUUUUUUUUCCCGUUGUGACAAGAUAAACUGGAAGAAACGCCCCAUGCCGAGUGAACCUAAUGGGCAGCUGACCAACAAUCAAUACAGGUUGGUGUCCUACCGCAUAGUUUUGGAGUGGGCCCUGAAGGGAGAAACUUUGGGUAGAAGCAAUCGUAAACCAUUGCCAUCAUGUGUGGUUGGUGUCAUUCGAAGAAAAUAUCCCUCAGAGACUGGUGUCUAUGUUGGAUUUCAAGAGGCGGAGGAGGCAAUUGAAAUGUUGUAACCAAGUUCCAUCCUUUGACCUCUUACAAGACACCAGAGCUGUAUUUUAUCUUGAAAAUGUGUAUCUUGAUUUGUUUUAUUUACUGUAAUAUUUUAUACUUCAAAUACAUUAUUGCAACAUCUA
Molecule: messenger RNA, 1144 nt
Organism: Misgurnus anguillicaudatus (oriental weatherfish)
Lineage: Eukaryota; Metazoa; Chordata; Actinopteri; Cypriniformes; Cobitidae
Source: RefSeq, a predicted model, not a curated record